Molecule: messenger RNA, 2795 nt
Organism: Phyllopteryx taeniolatus (common seadragon)
Lineage: Eukaryota; Metazoa; Chordata; Actinopteri; Syngnathiformes; Syngnathidae
Gene: pigu
Product: phosphatidylinositol glycan anchor biosynthesis, class U
Exons: 12
Coding region: 38-1345 (435 amino acids)
Biological process (GO): attachment of GPI anchor to protein; protein localization to cell surface
Cellular component (GO): GPI-anchor transamidase complex; membrane
Source: RefSeq, a predicted model, not a curated record
UCCAUUUCCCAGCGUGCCCCGCGCAGGUGAUACCAAGAUGGCAGCUCCUUUGACUCUGCUGCUGAUCGUGGCCGUCACUGUCCGCGCAGCUCUUUUUAGGUCCACUUUGGCACACUUGAUCGCCGAGAGGGUGGAGGUGGUGUCCCCGUUAACCGCCUGGAAAAGAGUGGUUGAAGGUUUGGCUCUGCUCGAUUUGGGAGUGUCGCCGUAUGCGGGAGAUGUUUUUCAUGAGACUCCUCUCAUCAUCUACCUCUUCCACUUCUUGGUGGACUAUGCAGAGAUUACAUUCAUGGUGGCCGAUGGCAUCUCGGCGGUGGCCCUCUACUACGCCGUGCAGGACUACAACAAACAAGUGUUCAGGAAGCAGAAAUACGCUCUGGAAGCCGAGCGCUACCCCGCCGACUGUCACGAGCUGGUCAGAAGCCCCGCGGAGAUGCACUACAUCCCCCUGAAGGUGGCCAUGUUUUACCUCCUGAACCCGUUCACCGUGCUGUCGUGCGUCGCCAAGUCCACGUGCGGCCUGAACAACGCCGUGGUGUCGCUCUUCGUCCUGGCCACCGUUAAAGGAAACGCGUUGCUGAGCGCCAUCUUCUUGGCCUUGGCUACGUACCAGAGCAUCUACCCGCUCACGCUGUGUGCCGCCGCUCUGCUCUACCUGAUGCAGCGUCAGUUCAUCCCUGUCAACGCGCGUCGCCUGAGUUUCUGGUGGUUCGUGGCCCAGUACGCCUUCAUGUACCUGGGCAGCCUCUUCGUCACGGUGGGCCUCUCCUUCUUCCUGCUGGGCUCCUGGGACUUCCUGCCUUCGGUCUACGGCUUCAUCCUCUCCGUUCCCGACCUAACGCCCAACAUCGGCCUCUUCUGGUACUUCUUCGCGGAGAUGUUCGAACACUUCCGCCUCUUCUUCCUCUGCGUGUUCCAGAUUAACGUCUUCAUCUACACCAUCCCUCUGUCCAUCAAGCUCAAGGACCAUCCGGUGUUCCUGAUCUUCAUGCAGCUGGCCAUCAUCUCCAUCUUCAAGUCGUACCCCACAGUGGGGGACAUGGCUCUCUACAUGGCCUUCCUCCCUGUCUGGAGUCACCUUACCAGAUUCCUUCGGAACGUGUUCCUGGUGUCCUGCGUGCUGCUGGCGUGUUCGGCUCUCUUCCCGGUGUUGUGGCACUUGUGGAUUUACGCGGGCAGCGCCAACUCCAACUUCUACUACGCCACUACGCUACUCUUCAACGUCUCUCAGAUCCUGCUGGUGUCGGACUACUUCUACGCCUUCUUGAGGCGAGAGCACCACCUGACCCACGGACUCUACUUGAAGAAGAAAGACGGCUCCGAGGCCACGCUGGUGCUCAAAUAAAACCCGACGAGGGACCGCACCAAAGAACUUUGGAGGGUGGAAAAGGAACAAUCUCCGGUUGUGAUGACCCGUUCUUUUUGGUCCUCGCCCAUGUCCUGCAGGGCUUUUGUUUUGUGACUUUGUUUACACAACAUCAUGUGAUCACUAACAGGAAGUUCAAUGAUGUUUUUUUAUUAUUCGCAAUGAGGACAAUUUAUGAAAGAAUAUUGGGGCCACCACAUAGGAGGAUUUUUUUUACGUUUUUUUUUUUUUUAUGCAGGUGCAUCUCAACAAAUUUGGACAUUGUAGAAGUUAUUUUGUUUCAGUAGUUGAAAUCAAAAUAGUGAAAUAUUUUUGUGCUUAAGCCAAAGCAGUGAUUUUUUGUGCACAGGAGUUAGUCACUCAAUUUUCGGUAUCUGCUGAUAUCGAGUCCCGAUCCGACACCUAGGCAAUGCAUUAAGAACAAGAAAAAAAAGACCACGUCCUACUGUGUUUGGGCAUGCCAGAGUGUGAGGCACGAGGAGAACGUCAACGAAUUACUGCAGCAACAGAGCUAACCCAAUAUUUCACACAAUUGGGGUUUUUUUUUCAACAGACCUAUGUUGUAUUAAGUUGAAAAAUAGCACUAAAUAUUCCCAAAUGCGAGUAGCCAAAGUGUCAUACAUGUAUGGCGAAAUUUACUCAGUGGGAGGGGGGGGAACAAAAAAACUAUACCUGGUAUAUAAAAAGAGAGCGGAUAUCCUGGCGGGAAUGAUUGAAGUGAUGUCAAUGUUUAAAAUGGAGCCAAAAACCCACCCAAAUCCGGGCUCCAACUGUCCACUGCCAAAGUGUCCUUGGUUAACCCUAAAUUGCCUACAGGUCGGAAUUGUAAAUGAGAAACCUCUCUCUCCAAAAAACAAAAACAAAAUAUCGGUCAAGGAAUCCCUCAUUUCUUCUGAGUUCCCAUCCCUAACCCAAGAGUUCGAAAGCUUUUUGUGUGCCCGUCUGGAUUUGAGCUAUGCACGCCAGGGCCCAAUGAAAUUCAUCUGGUUUUCCACAGUAUCCAAAUUUGUUGCGAUGCACCAUGAAAACGGUCAACGUCCACUUGAAUGCUUGAACUGUUUUUUCUUUUCAACGUGCGGCCCUAAUACGCCUUUGUGAGAGCUAAUGCCCCAACUGUGGAAAGUAGAACCAAUGUUUGACUUUUGUAACUGAAGCGUGUACUUUUAAACCAAGAAUGUUUUGGGUGGAAGCUGCUCAUUGAUUCCCACGCACCUUUCAAUUGGCGAAUGACUCAUCUUUGCUAUUCACUCAUAGAUCGAAGAGAGAUGUUUUUGAUAUAAUUUAUUUUGUACAGUAAAACAGAGGCGUGUUCCUCACAUGGUCGAGUAUUUAACACAUGAAAAAAAAAAUGUCCAUCAGAUGUUGACACAAAGCAAGUAGCGAGAUUGAUCGGCUAUCUUUUGUUUGUGUAAUAAACAUGAUAGAAAGA